Messenger RNA from Cucurbita pepo subsp. pepo (vegetable marrow), 2882 nucleotides. Its product is annotated as G-type lectin S-receptor-like serine/threonine-protein kinase At1g11330. The record is from RefSeq and is a predicted model, not a curated record. Lineage: Eukaryota; Viridiplantae; Streptophyta; Magnoliopsida; Cucurbitales; Cucurbitaceae. Gene Ontology annotation, biological process: recognition of pollen; protein phosphorylation. Gene Ontology annotation, cellular component: plasma membrane. Gene Ontology annotation, molecular function: protein serine/threonine kinase activity; ATP binding.
UAAUAGAUGAAUGGCGUGGGAACACAGACUAAAAAAAGUCAUGUAAAGUGGCGAUUUGAAAUAUGAUCAAUAUUCAACGUCAAAGAAAUACAAAAAAGUCAAACGAAUAGACAUUGAAUCCUGGAGAUAACCCAGUUGUAGAUCCGGGUUGGCUUCCCCUUCCCCACGGAACUUGUUGUUCAAAAAACCCACUUCAAGAAACGAAUGUGUUUAAAAACAUCCCCAGAAGGUGUUCUUCCUGUUUUGGCGGCUACAGACUCAACAACCGAAGCGUGUGGAAACAAGUCGAAUGGAUCCACCCUCCAAUGGUUUUAUCAAAAUAAGUUAGUAUUUUCAACUCUGUUUCGGUUAAUCAUUAGUAUUCAGCCACACAAAUGAACCCCAAGAACAUCUGCGCCUUCUCAUUUCUUCUUCUUCUUUCAUCUAUAUGCUUCGGCAAAGAUUCAAUCACAUCUGAAAGUUUCAUCAAAGACCCAGCAACCAUAACCUCAAAUGGCAGCUCCUUCCAGUUAGGGUUCUUCACACCACUUAAUUCCACCGCUCGAUAUGUCGGGAUUUGGUACAACCAAAUCCCCUUACAAACCAUUGUGUGGGUAGCAAAUGCAAACAACCCUCUCCACGAUUCUUCUGGGAUUUUCACUAUUUCCAAGGAUGGAAACCUUGUCGUCUCAAAUGGAAACCACACCGUCCUCUGGUCUUCAAAUGUUACUUCUCCAACAGCCAACACAACCGCUCGAAUCCUCGAUUCGGGCAACCUUGUUUUGGAAGAUCCUGCUUCUGGGUUGGUCAUAUGGGAGAGCUUCAAACAUCCUUCCAAUUCAUUCUUGCCUCCCAUGAAACUCAUCUCAAGCAAAAGAACCACCGAGAAGGUCGAGUUUACCUCAUGGAAGACCGCUUCCGAUCCAUCUACAGGUAACUUUUCUUUAGCCUUAGAUGUUCGGAGUAUCCCUGAAGCUGUCAUUUGGAAUGGCAAUAACCCAUAUUGGAGAUCUGGUCCAUGGAACGGUCUGACUUUCAUGGGAGUACCCGAAAUGAUCUCUGUUUAUCGCAUUGGGUUUAAUCUUGAGAAUGAAAACCAAACUUAUUAUUUCUCAAUUUCUUAUAAUAACGACAAUCAAUUACUCAAUACCAUGAUAUUAAGCCCGCAAGGCAAUCUAUUGCAAGAGUACUGGGAUCCGUCGGAGGAAAGCUGGGCGGCAGCUUGGUCGGCUCUUAGAACGCCGUGUGAUUACUACGGUGCUUGUGGGCCGUUCGGGAUAUGUAAUGCGAAUGCAUCUCCAAUUUGCAGCUGCUUAAGGGGGUUUAAGCCAAGGAACGCGGCGGAGUGGAGUCGAGGAAAUUGGAGUAAUGGGUGUGUGAGAAAUGCACCGUUGCAGUGUGAGAAGUCCACCAACGCCACCGGUGGUGUGGAAGAUGGGUUUUUUAAAGUGGAAUUGGUUAAAGUUCCAUUUUUGGCAGAGUGGUCCAAUUCCUCUUCUUCAGCUAAUGAAUGCAAACAAGAGUGCUUUGAGAAUUGCUUGUGUAGUGCUUAUGCAUAUGAAAAUGGUAUUGGUUGUAUGCUGUGGAGAAGCGACUUAGUUGAUGUACAGACGUUUGAAAGCAUUGGAGCUGAUCUUUAUGUUCGACUGGCGGAGGCAGAGUUAGACACAAUUAAUGAUGCAGAAAGCAAGACUGGAAUUAUUCUAGCCGCAGUUCUUCCAGCAACGCUUAUCAUCUUCUUCAUUGCCAUUUGCUUCUGGUGGAGAUGGAAGGCUAACAAAAGAGAUGAGUAUAGCAAAAAAGGAAAGAGAUUGAGGUUAAGAAGGGAUGACAUGAUUGAGGACAAAAUUAAACUUGAAGAACUGCCUGUUUAUGAGUUUGAGAAGCUGGCAACCGCAACAGACAGCUUUGAUCAACGUAAAAAGCUUGGACAAGGUGGGUUUGGUCCUGUAUAUAAGGGAGUAUUAUUAGAUGGACAAGAAAUAGCAAUAAAGAGGCUUUCAAGAGCUUCAAAUCAAGGGUAUGAAGAGUUCAUAAAUGAAGUGAUCGUGAUAUCAAAGCUACAACAUAGAAACCUCGUACAGCUUCUCGGCUGCUGCAUCGAAAGAGAAGAGAAGAUGCUUAUCUAUGAGUAUAUGCCCAACCUCAGUUUGGAUGCCUUCAUCUUUGACUCGAACAAACAAAAACUCUUGGAUUGGAGAAAACGAUUCCACAUUAUCGAUGGAAUUGCUCGAGGUCUUCUUUACCUUCAUAGAGAUUCGAGAUUAAGAAUCAUUCAUAGGGAUUUGAAGGCAAGUAAUAUAUUAUUAGACAAAGAUAUGAAUCCGAAAAUCUCGGACUUUGGUAUGGCAAGAAUUUUCGGUAGUAAUGAAGUGCAAGCCAAUACUAUAAGGGUCGUUGGAACUUAUGGAUAUAUGUCACCUGAGUAUGCAAUGCAAGGACAAUUUUCGGAGAAAUCAGAUGUUUUUAGUUUUGGAGUUUUAUUGCUUGAGAUCAUAAGUGGGAGACGGAACACGGGGUUCAACCGCCAUGAAUAUGCUUUAAGCUUAUUGGAGUUUGCAUGGAAGUUGUGGAUAGAAGACAAUCUUAUUGCUUUGAUUGAUCCAACAAUAUACGAACCGUGCUAUCAAUCAGAGAUUUUGAGGUGCAUCCAAGUUGGACUGUUAUGUGUUGAAGAAUCUAUAAACAAUAGACCAACUGUUCUUACCAUUAUUUCAAUGCUCAACAGUGAAAUUGUAGACCUUCCUACUCCAAAGCAACCUAGCUUUAUUGGUAGACCAGCUGGAAGUAAUGCAGACAUCUCUCAACAAUGUCUAAAUAAACAUUCUACAAAUAGUCUUACACUUACCUCAAUUAUAGGUAGAUGAUAUUGUAAUCACAAUUAUAAACUUGUUUUUUAAUUC